CAUUUCAAAUUAAAAGCCUAGUACAAACCUUAAUUGAGAUAGAGAAGCCUAAGUCAACAACACCCAGUCUCUGUCAUUAAAGAAGUAACGUUAAUACAUUCUAAUAAAAUACAUGGGCAAUAUAAUUCACAGCUUCAUUUCUUUCUCGGGCCAAAUACUGAAAGUCGAAACAACCCCAGCUAACUCAGCUGUCAAUGUUGUUGGCUAACGUUAGCUAGCUAACUCGAAGCAAAGAGUUUCGCUUACAGAUACAGAAAUAGCGUAAGAGCUAACCGCCUAAUAACAGCGGCGAAAAUAGCUUCUCAAUCUCUACAAAUUUCGUGACGACCUCGCAGUAGCUUUUGACAUUUCUCAUUUAACUUAUGGCUACUUUUAGCUGAUUGAGACAAGCUACCUUAGCUAAUGCUACUUCACUGUCUGGCUGGUGUUGGUGCUCGUGCUCGUUUGCGGACUUGAUACCAAGUGAACCGCUUUUAUUUACAGUCCUAACCAUGACUUGUGAAGGACACGAAGACGACCCGUUCCCUGUUGACGACUGUCUGUUUGCGGACACAUUUUCUCAAGAUAGCGUGUACACUUUAGUCGGCCAGGAGCUAAGGAUACGACAGGUGUUCGGUGCCAACCUCGGCGUGGCUGCCCCGGUGUGGGAAGCUGCGUUAAACUUGUGUCGUUACUUGGAGGAGCAGUCGCUGGAGUUGAGAGGGAAGCGCAUCAUAGAGCUGGGAGCAGGGACUGGUGUGGUUGGUAUCUUGGCAGCACGCCUCGGUGCAGACGUGACCCUCACAGAUCUUCCUUUGGCUCUCCCACAACUUCAGGCCAACGUCUCUGCGAACAUGCCAUCAGAUGGUUGGCCUUCUACCCCUCCCGACGUCCUCCCUCUGUCCUGGGGUGAGGACCACAUGAACUUUCCCUCUGACUGGGAUCUGGUUCUCUGUGCAGAUAUAAUUUACCUCCCAGAGACUUACCCACUGCUAGUGGAUACACUGGCUCAUUUGUGCAUGAACGUAGCAGUGGUGUAUCUCUCCUCCAAAAUGCGAAAAGAGCAUGAGACUCCAAGUUUCUAUGAAGUAUUUCUACCCAGCAGAUUUAAUGUGGAGCUUGUGCUCCGUGAUGACAAUCAAAACAUUAAUAUCUACAGGGCAUCCCUGAGGAAAGACCAGUGACAGCAGGGGCAACCUGCUGGGAUUUGGAUUAGUUACUGUACUGGGACCAGUCAUGACUCUGGUUUCUUGGGUGCCUUUUUAAAAGAUUUAAACCAAACUAACUAAAAACAAUAAAAACAUCACUGUGCAAAAUGCACAUCUGUCAGAGACAACAGCUCCUUGUUGUUUUCAGAUAAUCUAAUGUUGAUGUCAACCUUCUAUCAAGUGGCUAAUUCAUCACUUAAAAGUACUGAGUUUUAACUGAUUUUGUUUUUUGUUUUUUUUUACUUUAAGCUGCAAUUUUGUGUCUUAUAAAGCAACCACAACUUGUUACAUUAAUUUAUAUACCCUCAUAAACACAUUAGAGAGCUUGCUCCUAGUGGGUUUUCCUUGUACUGACAAAUGUUCAGCUAAUCAAUCUGUUGUAAUUCUACAGACAUUAAAUGUAUGUGCUACAUUUACAGGUACAGGUCAGAGUUGAGUUUACAUGGUCUUUUGAUCAAAUAGUGGAGCACUGUUAAAUAACUACUUCUUGUUUACUUAGUUGAACAUUGGUUUGUUCAAAUGAAGUGGUACUUUUAUUUAGAUAUUUAUAUGGCUAUUAUACUGACCAUUUUCAGUCACUUAAAAACCUGUAAUAGCUAUUAAUAUUUACUUGUUACUUGUUACAAUAAUCAUAUUUUCUUGUCUUUUUCUUGGGGUUUUGGGCACCCUGUAUCACCUCACACAACAUAUCCAAAAUCAGAAUUUUAAUGGAACUGAUUAAAUAUGGUAGCCUAAAUAUUUUUUCAUUUUCUGUCACCAGCACUAAAUUACAAGUUGUGAGCACACAUUUUUAUAUAGUUUGCAACCAGUCAUCAAAACAUGUACAGGUUCUCUUUGUGGUUUUAUAGAAAUCAGCCUAAGGUUAUGUUAAUGAUGUGAAUAUAAGAGUGACUUGGUUCUCAGCCUCUCAUGUCUUGUCAAGACUUGUUGUCACUCCCACAGAGAUCAUCUCCGCCGGUACAGCUUCAGCCUGCGGUGCAGGUUUGCUUAUAAUCACGUGACUGGAAAAUCCAGGUUUUUUAAUUUCUCGGUUUUGAUUCCAUGUCGUCAAUGCCAUGCACAGUGGCAACGACGACAAUCUCAGGCAACUUCUGCCCUACUUCUAAAAAUUACAUCUCACAUUUCUUUUCCACAUGACUGAUCGCCCCCUCAAUUAAAACACUUGACCAUCUUAAUGGGUUAAUUUAUCAAUACAGAUGACACAACGGCCUCUUUGUGCAUUCUCAGAGAUCCCAGCAAGGAUGUUGAGCAUGUUUCAAAGAGAGCUGAGCUGCGUUACCUUCAGAUUACACUGAAAACAAGUCACAUUGAUCACAGCUGAAAACCAAUUUUCUCAUUAAAUUGUUUACUAUAAGUGACUGUGUCCUACAUGAAUACUCCACUUUGUGCUUAAGUUAUAACAGUUUUAUUAAUUUUAUGAGACGUGUGUAUGAGUUUUUGUCUGUGGUCCUCUGAAUAGUUUGAAGUAGACAGGGCUCUGUUGGAUCCUGCAUGCACCAAUCAGGGUUAAAGCCAUAUUUGGAUUAAAAUCAGAUGACAUCUUUGGGAUCGUUUGCUUUUGUUGCUGUAGGCCACUGCCCAUCAAGUGUGAUCCAGCCACACCCACACUAUCCUGAUGAAGCAGAUUAAUUGAGUUUGAGUGUUAAACUUAAAUAAAUCAUGCCAAAGGA
Molecule: messenger RNA, 2857 nt
Organism: Epinephelus lanceolatus (giant grouper)
Lineage: Eukaryota; Metazoa; Chordata; Actinopteri; Perciformes; Serranidae
Product: EEF1A lysine methyltransferase 3-like
Cellular component (GO): cytosol; protein-containing complex
Source: RefSeq, a predicted model, not a curated record